CGGAGCGCAUGCGCGAUGCGCGCCCGACGCAGCACGUCUUCCCGAGUCGCCGGCGCUGCUGUCGCGGGGUCCCUGAACCGCGGGCGGCCCCGGCUCCCUGCGCUCGGCCAUGGCCCCCCCGCUCCGGUGCAGGCUCCCGAGGUCGCUGCCGCCGUGGCUGCUGCUGCUGAGCGUGGCGCUGCUGGGUUUCCAGGCCCGCGCCGAGCCCGCCGCCGGGAGCGCCGUCCCCGCGCAAAGCCGUCCGUGCGUGGACUGCCACGCGUUCGAAUUCAUGCAGCGCGCCCUGCAGGACCUUCGGAAGACGGCCUACAGCCUGGACUCGAGGACGGAGACCCUCCUGCUGCAGGCCGAGCGCCGGGCCCUGUGUGCCUGCUGGCCUGCCGGGCGCUGAGGAUCCUCAGACACCGCUGUUCCUCAUCAAUAAACACCCGGCCCAGCA
This is a messenger RNA of Callorhinus ursinus (northern fur seal), 439 nucleotides long. RefSeq names its product NELL2 interacting cell ontogeny regulator 1 (gene NICOL1). Lineage: Eukaryota; Metazoa; Chordata; Mammalia; Carnivora; Otariidae. The record is from RefSeq and is a predicted model, not a curated record.